Bombus huntii is the source of this 11662-nucleotide messenger RNA. RefSeq lists its product as uncharacterized. The transcript is spliced from 2 exons. The coding region runs from base 5481 to 6821 and encodes 446 amino acids. Gene Ontology annotation, biological process: regulation of DNA-templated transcription. The record is from RefSeq and is a predicted model, not a curated record. Gene Ontology annotation, cellular component: nucleus. Lineage: Eukaryota; Metazoa; Arthropoda; Insecta; Hymenoptera; Apidae.
AAUGUUUAGGUGACGUAGAAUUUAACUAUACGUGAUAUUGAGAUAGUAAAAAACUGCGAUGGAAGUAGAAAUUUAAAAUAUAUGUUUAUCGUUAUUAACUACCAGAUAAUCUAUAGAUAUCUGUAAAUCGAUCUUCGAUAUUUUAGAAUAUUUUCGUUCCAUUAUUCUUGUCUUUAACUACGUCCCAAACGAUCCUUUUCCUCGUAGGAAUAUCCUCGAAAGCUACAAAAUCUUCGUUCAUUUAAAAAUUCGACUUUCACUCUCCGUUCUACAGCCAACGUUACCGAUAUCGUCUCAGUUGUCGGUUUAGGAAGCGGAUUCUCUUCAGAGGGAAGACUCGAGGGUCUGCGGCAGGGUAGCGCAGGGUCUACGCAUCGUCCAUCAUUCGCUGAAACGACGAAACGCUCGGUAGGUUCGGGUUUUCAGAGAGCGGAGCAGAUCUGCAUAGCGAGUCGGCAUCUCGGGACGAGCGAGCUAAGUGCGGGAUUAUGCAAAGCAGCGGCCAUACAGUAUAAAAAUACGGAGCGACUCCGCGCCAUCUUUUCCGGACCAUUCUAAUAACUCCCUUCUAUCCAGCUUCCUCCAGGCCUCUAGCUACCUUCCUCGACCUCCAACCCUCCUCGUUCCCUGGCGCUGCUCGGCCUGCGUCGACGACCAUGGGGGAAUCACGAACCCGUGCACGCGGAACGGUCACCCCUCUUCCAAGAUUUCGGCAAAUAUAAUCGUAAAGCCGUCGACAAGACCGUCGCGACGCCUGUGCAUUGCAUCUACGCGAUCUUCAGCGUUCUAUAAGGCAUUCUUUGUUGCUUUGCGCCACCCCUUUUGUCUCGCGCGUCUAUUUUUCUUAAUAGAAGUAUACAAAAUGAAGAUCAUUCUUCGAGAUACGUUGGAUUACACGGAACUGCUUCCACACGAUUAUUCAUUGUGAUUAAAUCGGCGUUAAGGGGUGCGCUCUUAAGAGAGCAUCGCGUUCGCGCGUCGAUGCCAGUCACGCCGAUGAUUAAUGACCCAUGAAUAUUUACGCGUGCCAUUAAUUUGUAUCGUUUGAUUGGUUGCUUCCUGCACACGCCAGACCAUAAUUCGUAUACAUCGGAUCGUCGGGAUUUACAAGCUCUCGAUAUCCUUCGAUUUUAAAUCACCGUUAUCAGGAACCCCCUAUAUAGAAUUCCUACAUCUGAUCGGGUCGAUCCUGAAAUCCGAGGGUCGCGUACGUUUCGUGGCGCCUCGCCACUUAAAUUCUGAAACUUCUCGCCUAGGCGACUCACGUUUUCCGCGAGCGAGGCGCGAGAUAGCGGCGUCCGAUAACGCCCGGUUGGAAGUCGCAUUAAUUUCUCUCGGUCGACUCCCCCUCUGUGUGCCAGUGGUAGAAACGCGACAUGGGGAUGGUACGGUUCUAUCGAGGGUUGUGGGGGCUUGGCGUGUAGGUAACGGCACGCAGAAACGCUUCCUCGCCGGGCGUUUAGGUAAGGUAUUCACGUAACACAUAAGCAACCGCCACGCGCAGCCCACCGUGUGCACAGAGAUAAGAGGCGAAGGUGGCAUCUUAGGUGGCACUUCGAAUAGAAUUAAAUUCCCCGAGCAACUGCGGAGCAAGUCGAUAUCGUCUCCGGAUGAUAUCAACAAGAGCGGCAGAGAAGGAGGGAGGACAAACUUCUCUCCGCCAUCCUGUAAACGCGCAAAGUGAAUUCGAAUUUCGUCGGAGACGUUCGGUUGGUGCGGUAGAUUUCGAAGCUACGGAUCAAUGUCGUUGCAGUUUUGGUGUUAGCCAAAAGAUGCUGUGGGUGGGCUUUGAUCGAUGUUUAUUUGGAACCCCGUAUUGCGGAGCCGAGUGAUCACAGUUUGAAACAACGCUACGGUUGAAUGCGAAGAUUCGACUUGGAAGUUUGAUUGGAUAUAACUUUGUAACUUCCGCGAACGUUAUCACAAAGUUCCUAGGAAAAUAAUAUUUGGAUAUAAAAAUAAUUGGCAAUUAUGUCAAGCAAUAAAGCGAGAUUGCGAAGAGUCUGGAUAAUAAGCUGGCUCGUCAUGAAGCUGUGCCACUUUUUGUAGGGUGAUUCCAGGAAUUAAGACAGUCAGAAACAUUUGAUGGCUCACUUGGUAUGCAUGGUUCCGCUUAUAAGUCAAGAAAUUGCUCAAGCGGCCGUAAAAUCUAAAUCUCUGGUACUCGUCGUCAGGGCUGCGUACCUCUUCCCCUUUCGCGGAUGACGUACACCGCGGCCAGCUAUUUUCGAGAAUCCUCUGAUCCUCAUCACACAUUCAAUUUAUCAAGGACUCAAGAUGUACUACCCUGUUUUUUCGAGCUGUACAAAUCGUUUGUUCAUUUAUUUCUUUUCAUUGCCAGAAGACAUGCAGAAAUUGGACUUUCCAAUUUGACUGGAUACCGCGGUUUUGUAAUAUUUUUCAAACUUUCGCAAAUCCUUCGAUCGACUAAUCUUUAUUCGAUCGAUUUAAGUCACGAUUCAUUCGUGGUAUAUGGGACGCAAUUCCACAGAUUAUAGGUCACGAUUUUAGCAAGCUUCUGAAGAGGUAUGAUUGGCCUAGGGACGUAUCUCGAUGGGAUAUUUCCUUGAAACGCGGCGAGCUUGUAUGCGACCAAUGUGGAUGCCGGCUUUUAAUGGAAAAUCGACUGCGCCCGGGGAAACCCGCUGGAAGAGAAUCACGAUGAUUCCGUGAAAUAUGGAGGCAGGAGCGAGCAGGUUUUCGACGGAGCCGGUAAAGCUGCACAGAGUGCUGGGGCUGCGUUAAUGGGUGAUUGAUAAACGACCUUCUCUCAUCAACUGCAUCGGCUGCAUAUUUAUCACCGGACAGACUCAGCAGUCCUCGUGUUAGCGUCAGCCAACUGGAAAGUAUCGCAAGAUAUUGCUCGGAAGCACGUCGAGUCGUUUCUCUUAAAAAGGAAUGAAUAAAUUAAACACCCAUUGGAUUUCGGACAUAUAUAGACUAGACGAUGUAGUUGAAAAUUAAUUCGAGUAAUCUUCUAGAAAUUUUCGCAUAAUUCAAUGCAGCAAUGGGGGCCAUACGAGCGAAUGGGAAGCUUUCUGCAAGGUGUCCCUUUGGUGAAGCAACGUCAGUGUUAACAUUCCCUGUUACGAUUCAGCGUUAACAGUUCACGCGUGUCAGUCACGUGCCGGUCGACCAGCGACCCUCUGCUCGUUUAACUCGGACGAAUUGGGCGUCGCGAAGUUGCCCUUUCUGUCCGAUUUGGAGGAUAACGAGGACAGAUGCCUGCGAAAUUACACUUAGAUGAUUCUCACGAAUCCGAGUCUUCACUCCUCUCGAUAAAAUAAUAAGUUUUUCUUUUUUUAGUUCGUUCUUAAAAAAAAAAAAGGACUGGCAGUGGAGAAAAGGUAGCAAGGAUAGUCGUUGGAGCGUCAGCGGAGAAGCAUAAAGUGGUAUUAGGGAUUGGUAUAUCGCCAUCAGAAGCGCGCAGGGACAGGAUGCCACGAUCGGCAAUAAAUAUGGUUCAUAAGCCAGGAAUGGCUGGUGAAAGAUAUAGAAACGUUCCUAGACGUCCCGCAGCGAGUCGCGUGUCACACAUAACGUCGACGAAACGGCUCUGUCGACUUUACGACCACGAAUUAGGAUUAAACCCGGCUUGGACCGUUCGCCAUCAUCUGCUUCGUUGAUAGUCGAAUGAUUCAAUUUAUUCCAGCUUCGAGAAAAUUCUCCUUUUCUCUUACUCGUGUGGAGCAACACCGGGAGAAAUGUUUAUAACGGUGGUUCGUCGUAUAAUAAUUAUUAAUCUGGUUGUAGUAAAUAAUUUCGAAACAGGGAAGCUGGGAAAAACUUAGAUACAGGUCGUUUCGUCUUCCGUGAUCCGCGAAUCUCCGCUGGGGUCGGCCAGUCCAAUCGAAAGGUCAUUACAACUUUUUGCCGACUCAAUCAAGAAGUUAAUGUCCUUUAACCUCUAGGCGUUCCCCGCAGAGUUCGCAGAAUCCCGGGAAUCGUGAGCGUAAGAACUCGACGGCUCUCACAUGCCGGGCAAAAUAGAUCACCAGUUUUAUGAUUGAUCGCCUAUUGGCUUCGCGUGCUAGCCAGCCUUUUUACUUCCUUUUUUUCGCGAUAGCGGGUAUUAUUGCUCAAGCAUAGAACUCCAGUCUCACUCUGCUUCCUUUACUUGUAUCGUUCCGUUUUACUAUUUUUAUGCUUUAACAUCCGCUGAAAAAAUAUUGCAAAUAUUAACAAGCUUUGCCGAAUAAUUUUAAGUGAAAUUUUGUCACGAUGGAGGUGUUGGUAAAACAAUGGCGUUGAAAAGAUGAUAAAAAAUUGUGAUUAUCGGGUAGAAAUGCUUUCGUAAGAGCCGCAUAUCACCUGGAGGGAUCGUGGUAUUUAUCGAACUGCCGAGAAAUGGGAGGAAUUCGUCAAGAAGAUAAUCCGUAAAAUGAUGAUCUCUGGUGGCUCUGCUGGUACCUUCUGUCCGCUACGGUCAAUUUAAUGCACCUCGUUUCUCUUCGGUAACGAGAUGUUCGUAAGAUGACCAACUAUUAAACCACGAAUAGUCCUGAACUUCAAAAAUAAAGAAUUAAAAUCGAAAUGAUUCUUCAACGUCGUUGAAUCUAUAUGCAACCUUAUAAACGUUAAAGACGAAAAGAAAGAUCGGAGAAAAGAUUUCUCUCGAAUAGAAAAUGCUGGAGGGAAUGCUCGAAAAGUCGGGGCGAAUGAUCAUUGGCGGGAUAAUCGGGCACGGUGGAGGUCCAUCAGCGGAUUCGACGAGUCUGCCGAACGUCCAAUAUCCAGGAGAUCGACCAUAAAAAAAGGAGUCGAGGCUGGCGCGGGCGUUAAAAAUAUUCAAGAUCGUUUGUCAGGCUGAAUUACAGCCCCGCUCGGGCCCGCCAUCACCCCCAUUCCCUUUAGAUCUCGGGCUAACGGGGUAACGGGAUCCUGCGGAACGCGUUGCGCAACGUGGAGAGAGGGCAGAAGAGGAAAGAGUCGACGAGGACGGCUACGACGACGACGACGACGAUCCCGGGCACAUGUGUCGAACCUGAAAUAUGUAGGCGUGGUCUGGAUGGGACUAGCAGACGCGUCCCGACGACCGAAUAUGUUCACCCCGUUCGUACGCUCCACCCCCGUCUAACCCUGGGAACGUUGCCAUUGGCCGGUGCCACCCUCGUUGCGCCUCCACCUGCCACGCCGAGCUACCCUCCGCGGGAUUCUACCCCUAAAUACAGGGGAUGCGCGGCCGGUUCCCUCAUUUUAACGUGGUCCGCCGAUGCACGUUGUACCCUUGUCCUCGUUCUCUGUGUUUCUUCUUCGGUGUUACUGCGAUCGGAUCGCUCAUCUGUGCCGGUGUUAUCACCGACGCUUGUGAUUAACUUCAUGUUUGUUAUCCGAUGGAAGGAAACUGUGUGAACUGAUGUCUUAGACCAAGGAUGAUUGACACCCGAAGGGGGUGAGCAGCGUGGCUGUUACACGGUGAUUGCCGGAGGAAGAAUUCUCUGUUGGACGCGUGGUCCGGUCGAUCAUCCGGAGCGAGCAGGAUGACAAUGGAAGAUCGUACGAGUGGCAUCGACCGUGCCGCCCCCGCGACGUCUACGACGGCCACGUCGGGGUUGACGUCGUCCAGUCCUCCGUCUAUCAGCGACGUCACCUCCGACGCUUCGUAUCCUCUUCAGCGUGCUAGCAAGCGUUCCUUCGACGUGGCGUUCCUCGUCGCGCCUGACGAGAACCUUGCUCGUCGGCAGAGCGAGAAAAUGAGGAUGGUGUCGAGCAGGAAGGAUCGUAUUCGCGAAGAAAUAUCAACGGAGAACAUCUUGGACUCGGAUAGACUGCCGCAGAAUCUCACGAUCAAGAACUACGACAACGACACCGGUGGUUCCGAUAGGAGGAGGAUGAUGCAGUGCACGGAGAACUCUUUAAGUCCUCCAUAUAUAUCUCCGAGAACGCUGACUCCGACGUUACCAGGUUUGUCACCUGAUACCGACACUCGGAGGUACGUCUCUGGCACUCGUCUACAGAAAUCGCCCAGUCCACCUGCGUUUGCUACUCAUCAGUCGAUGUUAACCACUUGCCCGGAUGCGGUGGAGCCAAAUCUGACUUGCAACAAGGUUUACGAUACAGUUAUACCCUGUCCGACCGACAGACAUGGAGAAUCUCGAAGCGCGUUUACGAAGGUGAAUCUGACAGCACAAAGGAACGGCUUCAACGACGAUGGACAGACUUCGCCAAGAUCCUCCAUAUCGCCAGACGAUCGUACCGGGUACCAGAGCAGCGUCAGUCCACCAGUGGUACCACUGACAGCUACUACUGGAUACAAGUACGCGCCGUUUCCCACGAAAAUGUCUUAUCCUUUCCUGGUCAGUCCCGAGAGCAGUCAACCUGGUCUACUGGAGAAUUUGAAGAUACCCCAGAUUGCCCAGCCACCCAAAGUACCCAGUCCAAAGAUACCCAGCUUCCGACCGGAUCUACCACCAGUUUAUCCGAAUUUGUCAUACAAUCCGAUCUCCGUGUUUCCACCGAUGGCGGAUGCGUUGACUAGACCGAGAUUUCUGGCGACGGCCGCUGGGGUGGCUGGUCUUCUGCCCUCGUCGUUCGCCGCGUUGACUCUGCCCGCGCAAAAUGUUUGCGCCAAGUGCAAUCUAUCAUUUCGGAUGACCUCCGACCUGGUGUAUCACAUGAGAUCACAUCAUAAGAACGAAAACUCCGGUGAAGCUGCCAGAAGGCGAAGGGAGGAGAAACUAAGGUGCCCUGUCUGCGACGAGAGCUUUAGGGAAAGACACCAUCUGACUAGGCACAUGACCGCGCAUCAGGAUAAGGAGAGCGACGCGAUCGUGGAUCAGGUCGAAGUGAAGAGACGAGCCACCACUGUUCACAGCAAGUGACGACGGAAAUCGUCGACAGAAGACACGAUACUGACCAGUGGCUAUUCGUUUGAAAAUUAAGAUGUUUCUUUUACGAAGGGGAGGAUAUGGAGUUUAAAUUUUAAGGACUUUGAGAACUUGGAAUUUGUUUCAGGCGUGUUAUUUUUUAUUGUUAUUUUAUUAUAAGGCUUGUUUAAUCUGUUUUCAUUCUGAUCAUUCAUCUAUGAGAAUUGAAAUUCGAUCGGACGAAGAUAAAUGCUCUUCCAGUUUUUUAAGAUAUCAUCUCCUAACAUACGUAGCUCGAUACACAGGAUCACUUAUUCUACCAUAAACUCCUCGUUAACCAAAUAUUCACGAGAUUUUUGCACUUGUCCAUUUUAACUGAAGUACUUCACGAGAUUAAUCGAUUACGACAUUUUACAUGGUAUACGUGUAUGAUAACGAACUAAUCGCUAGAAGCUUUACCGAUUAACUUAAGAGAUCUUACCUUUGCGAGAUAAGGUGAUAUUCCCUCUUUAGUCAAUAUUAGGUAGGAGAAAUUUGUAAAUAUCGCGAUUAAUCGUCGAUUGAUCGGACUUUAUCCUAGUUUUAAGGGUAUGAUAGAUCGCUCGAGUAUUGCUUGAAUCCCAAUUAUUUUCUUUUACGCCGUCACAAUUUUCGCGAUUUAAAAUAUUCUCAAUAUUUUUUUCCAGCUGGAAAACCGAACGUUUUGAUUCACGUUGGCUGGUAGGCAGGUGUGUCGAGGGGGUUGGAGCACAGGUGGGGCAGAGAGCGUGUUCUGGCGGGGCAGAACGCGACGUAAGCCGCGUUCAUUUGUGUGUCGGGGGUGGCGCGGCAAUAAAUAGAUCGUAAACCGUACCCCGGCUAACACACAAACCGGCGGAGCGCGCAUAAUGGUAGGAAACAAUGAAUGCCGUAAUCGGAAACAGUGCCGGUUUGUUAUCUGCCAUUUACACUCCAUUUAACUUCAAACAGUGAAUCGGCUGGCGCGCAUUCGCGUUUUAAAUACACGCGACCUCCGUAGCUAUCCCCGGCUCCACCCCCGCCGUGCCUCACCCGCCCCUAUGAUCCCCUCCUGCUCGACGUACGGCUUAACAUAGGGUUAACCUGCCGCUCGGAGUGGCUUAAUAUUGCCCGGAAUUGCUUGACUUAUCGCCACUUCCAUUCCUGGCUUAAUGUUUGCUUAUUUCAUCGCUCUGCUGAAUCGUGAUUCGCUCACCUGUGUAUUUCUGUUAUGUUUCCCUCUUUGGUCCUUCCUAUCGAGCACAUUGAUAAUUAAGAAUUUAUCAAAAGCAUCGGGACAGAGGUGAAAUAAAAUAAGGAAACAGAUGGGGUUCGAGCCAAUACAAACGAAUAAAUCUUUUUAAGGAUAAGAAUGAUAAAAAGCUACAGUAUUCUGUACAGCAAUAAUUGCAGUAGUGUGUAUAUAUAUUCGACCUCGAAGAUUUUUUUCAAUUUUAAUGAAAAAAAAAAUGAGGGUGUUCUUUCCUCGAUCGCUAAAGGAGACGUUAAUACUGUAAAAGCGACUCAUGGAAUAGUAUCUGUGGAAGUUCGACGUUAUCAAAUAACGAUUCUAUAUCGGAUCCACGGAUUUCUUAGAAUAUUGCGGCCCAUACGACGUUGUUCUAGAUAUAUGUGCACGAUGUAAGUCUGAUGUAAAUGACUCUUCAUACAGGUGUAAAAUUAUCAUCGGCGUUCUGUUUUGUUUUAUAAGAAUUAUUUAUCACGACGUGUCACGUUGUAUCGGUUCAAUGUAAAUAUCACUCUGUACAUAAGCACUGUAUGUAUUCGGAAUCGUUGUUAAUGAAUAAAAAGAAUAUCCGUGAAGAGAACUCUGCGAAUGUUAAACCUUAUCCACUUCUUCGUUUCGUCUCUUCUCCAUCUUAUAAAUUCUAUGGUUUCGUAGCAGAAGUUUAACGUUAUUCUACACCGUAUUUCAUUCGUUGUCCUUAAUUCCUCAUGGUAAUAACUCUCUCAUUCGGCAGAGGUAUUAAAGUUACUUUUUUUAAUUCGUUUCUCUUUUGUACGGUUGUCCCUGCACCGCCCAAAAGCCGAUUACACGGCAAUAGAUUAAUUUUUGACCACUUGAAAUCUCUCCCUAUUCGAAUAUUUUCGAACGUCGUUGUAUCGAUCGUUGUUUCCUAAGAAACCUUACUCGUAUAACGUUUCUUAGAAACGAUCGUAAAAAUUACAAUUACAAAGGAGGAUACUGACAAAUAUUCCAGCGAAAGUGACUUGCGCAAAUAUCGACUUGUUGAAUCGAACAUCCACGCUAGAAAACUCCCUGAAGACUAUUCAGGGAGGUAUCAGCCUCUCGAGAGAAAACCCACAGAGAAAUCCCCUAAACGGGUAACGUUAAGCCCGUCGAAACCGCAGCCAAUACAACAAACAAUCUCUUACCGCCCUCGUUUCGGCUUAACUUCGCCCCUUAACCCCCUACCCCGAGAAUAAGUGUACUUACCCUCUGCCCGAGGUCCAUAAAGAUAAAUAACACGAAGCAGCCCACGGGCUCCGGGAACAGUCAUAUCCCUUAUAAAACUAGGAAGAACCCCCUCGGAAAUUCCCAUCAUCCUCUUUCCACCGUGGCCUGCUCCUGUCUUCCAUUUAACGAGCAAAUCCAUCCCCGACGCUUCCGUUUCUUCCACGCUUUCGUCUUAUUAUCGUCGCCCUUCCAUCUCUACGGACUCGAUGCCGAAUUCGAGGAAUCGUUCUCUUACAGUCACGAAACGUUGACGAAAGUAUCAAUCGACGACCGCAACGAUUCAAUAAAAACGAAUCGCGGUAUGGAUGUGGAAGUGGAUUUGAAAGAGAUCCUGACCAUUAUGCUCGGUGGUUCGAUUUAAAAGGAGCAUCGCAGCCAUUCAUCCCUCUUGGUUCCGAUCAGACAAUCGGUCUUCCCACCCUUGUUAGCGAUACUUCACCGUGGAGAAUCGCGCGCAUGCUUGUUCUGUCAGUGAAAUAAUGACAAUGUCAUAGCUCCGGGCUGAUUUGCCACGGCGCCCUUGCCACGUGGGCGACGAUUGGACGCGGAUAUGCUAAUAUGGCGUCCGUUCCAAGACAUUAACUUCUCGGUUUGCCGAUUCUCGCCAGACGAGUCACGUCUUCGACGCGAGACCACAUACGCUACGUCGAUCAUUCGAUAUCUUCGCUUCUGUGUUCCCAUGAACGGAUCGAGCAAGACGUGACUCACCCUUACGUAUUUCAUCUUCCAUUGCAUUCGUUAAGAAACGAGACUUGCUUCGAAGAUUUGAACUUCUAUGUAAGAUACUGUAAUCGAAGAAGCACUUUAUUUUUGUAAAAAAGUAUACGGCCGAAAGUCAGAGUUUAUACGAGUGCUGGUAGAAAGAUGGGCCCCAAUGCCGUCGGUCACCCCGAUUCCCAAUUAGCCACGGUGUUUCGUCGCGAUUAUGUAACUUGACUGCGAACACGCAGCUUACAUCGGUCUCACGAUGAUCCCCGUUUCGGCGUAUCGAUCUCAAUCAGACGUUGCUAAACGAUUUUCACAACGCCACUUUUCUAGGACAUAUGCUUCGUUUCGCCUUUAAGCUUUUUCACACGCGAUACCAGAAGCAAUUACGAUGGAAAUACAUACAUUCGCUUGUAGUAUAAAAUACGGAAACGUGUCAAAUUUACCGAAUUUCUCAACCACGAGAAUAAACACACGUCCAGCAUAUCGCCGGUAUCGCUGAAUCCUUCUGUCCUGUCACGGGAGAUGGUAAAUCCGCGGUGAAAGGACAGCCGCCGAAUUCGAAGCGGAUACUGCGCACCGUUCGCGCAUAGUUUGCGGCUCGACAAAGAGCUGUCUGGGAAAAAAGCAGACCGCAGCGGUGUCGUGCGGUAGAGGCCGAAAUAGAAAGGACCGGCCAGGCGGGCAAUAAUUCGAAACAAAAUGUCAAGCGGCCACCAUUGUCGAGUGCGGUGGUGCGGUAGGCGCCAACUAGCGCCGACGAGAAAAUAUCGCCGACAGUAAAUCAAGGUGUAGAAGAGGAUUCACCACCUUCUCCCAUCCCCUGGCUCACACGCUCUCUUCCCUCCUGUCCCUUCCACCCUCGCAGGCCUGUUUCAUCCCUCUGCGGAUGGUCCAGCCGCACGAUCGCGCCCUCACCAGCUUCCGUUCCUUGUCACUGUGUGCUACGUGCGCCGCGGUGUUUCGUGUUGACGUUCAAGGUUACACGUUUGGAUAGUCGUUUGAGCAUUGAUAAAGUUCAGAAGGUACUUUUUCGUGAAUUCUGAGGAAGAAUAUCUUUUUUUCAAUUAACAUGGUUAAAAAAGGUGAACGAUUUUUUGUGAUAUCGAAGCAUAUGAGAGAAAGAGAGAGAGAGAGAGAGGGAGAGGGGAUGGUUGUACGGUGGAAAAAAGAUUUUCCAUCCUGCUUAAAUAUGUCCGACCGCAAAGCAAUAAAAUAUCUUUAUCUUACUCGUGCCAUUACUCCCUUGAUUCAGUGGGGUUCAAUUUACAUUCCUAUCGGGGCUUCGGAAAGAUAAGUCCAUUUAAAUAAAUUAGUAAUGCUAUCUCUUGGUCGGCGGCCCGGGGUGGCGUUUAAUAAUAUUUUAUCAAUUUUCGCGGCGAUUCGUUACGCGGUGACGCCGUUCACCAUUGUUCCGACGUACAAUUGCUCGAGUUUUAAACUUUACGCCUCGAUGAAUCAUCUUUCGCGAACCGAUUUGCCGCGUGAUAAGUUGCUGAAAAAGUUCUCCGCUGCCUCAAAAAACAUUUCGCGGAUCGAUGAAUCGCUACGUAGCGGAACAAUUUGUAGUUCUUACAUUUACACUUAUAUUUGUAGCUUUUAAAGGAAAAUUCGUUGGAAAAAAAUUGUAACGUAUCGGCUCUUUUUAUUAUUUUUGCCUACUACCAAGUAGCGU